Hypoxylon trugodes is the source of this 1626-nucleotide messenger RNA. Its product is annotated as NAD(P)-binding protein. Gene Ontology annotation, molecular function: 2,4-dienoyl-CoA reductase (NADPH) activity. The record is from RefSeq and is a predicted model, not a curated record. Gene Ontology annotation, biological process: fatty acid catabolic process. NCBI's taxonomy places the organism in Eukaryota, Fungi, Ascomycota, Sordariomycetes, Xylariales, Hypoxylaceae. The transcript is spliced from 4 exons. The coding region runs from base 242 to 1189 and encodes 315 amino acids.
GAGUCUCCCUACCUACCAAGGUAUAUCAAAAGUUAGGCAACCUAACCGUAAGAUAAACUUAUUAACGAAAUCAAAGAUCCAUUUCAUUUUCAUAUUCAAAGAAUCACGAUUUCUACCAUAUACCCUCUCUCAGACUCCACCUGAUAUAUAUGCCCCCUUUCCGAUCUUAGGUUACACGUUAAUAUACCGUAAUAGUCUUCACGACAUUGAGCUCCCCGGCAUUGCGCUACCUGUUAUCGCCAUGCCAGUUCCACCAUCCGAGUACGUGAGCAACGUAUGGAAGCAGGGCAUAUUCGAUGGCCGUGUCGUAUUUGUAACCGGUGGCGCUGGUACAAUAUGUAGCGCGCAGACAAGAGCUUUGGUACAUCUCGGUGCGAAUGCCUGCAUCAUCGGGCGUAACCAAGAAAAGACCGAGAAAGCCGCUAUUGACAUUGCGACCGCGCGGAAGGGCGCAAAGGUUAUCGGGAUUGGGGGAUGUGACGUAAGAAAGCCCGAGGAUCUGGUAAAGGCUGCCGAAAGAUGUGUGAAGGAACUCGGCGCUAUUGAUUUCGUUAUAGCCGGUGCUGCAGGCAACUUUGUGGCCCCUAUUUCGGGCCUUACUACUAAUGGCUUUAAGAGUGUUAUGGAAAUUGACGUAUUGGGGACGUAUAACACCGUUAAGGCCACCAUUCCAUACCUUAUCGAGUCAGCUAGUCGGAAUAAGACGAACAGCGAUGGCCUGACAGGGGGGAGAAUCAUUUACGUAUCAGCGACUUUCCACUACACCGGCAUGCCCAUGCAAGCUCACGUUAUGGCUGCGAAAGCUUCGGUAGACUCUAUAAUGGCCUCCGUGGCUAUUGAGUAUGGUCCGUAUGGAAUAACUUCCAAUGUUAUCGCACCUGGUGGUAUCGAAGGGACAGAAGGUCUGGCGAGAUUAUCGAGCAGCAAGGUUGAUCCAAACAUACUUGCAAAUCAUAUCCCGUUGGGACGAUUCGGUACGGUUCGAGAUAUCGCAGACGCUACUGUCUACCUCUUCAGCGACGCUGGUAACUACGUGUCCGGAGAGGUUCUUGUUGUGGAUGGUUCUGACUGGAGGAACAAGGGUAUGGGGGUUGGCCUCGAUGCUGGCAUGAAGUACCCGGACUACCUAUUAAAGGGCGAAUUUUCUAAGAACGUUAGAGGCGGUAAAAAGGAGAAGUCGAAGCUAUAAGCGGAAAUAGCUCGGGCAAGACCUGGUAUUCUAAAAUAUUAUCCCGGCGGUAUGGGCACAUACGUCAUCAGCUGAAGUCGGGAACAACCUUUGGAAACCGGGAUUAAAGGAGGUAGCUUAUUGCAAAUUAUCAUUGACAUAUCAGGGACCGGCCAGCGAAUUCGUUGUAUAAUUAUCGAGAUCUUAAGGGGAAGCGGGCAUAUUGACAAUCCGCAAUAUAUAUAUAUAUAUAUUAUCUGAAUGUAUUUUUAUAUCGUCGAGAUGGCUGCGGCCGUAUAUCUCUGCCCACGGAGGUAUUCCUAGCAUCUUAAAACCCCGUGUCAAGUAUCCUCUGAGGUUGUUAGUCUCAAAACAACACCUCCAAAUCUAUCCCUAUUCAAUAUCUAAAUCUGACAUCCAUUCGGAUUGUCGGACUACAAGAUGGACCGACGAUGCUG